CUAAACUCAGCUUUACUCGUUCGCUGUAAACGUUUUAAUAUUUUUAUACGAGUGUUAGUGUUGCAUAUUGUUUACGAUUGUAGCCGCGCCAUGAUUUUAUAUUUUUCAUUACUACAUUAUCGGCAGGAAAGUGAAGCUUCCGGCUGUGACGUAGCCGGCGUUUGUCUGCAUGUUAGCUCUUUAUGUUUGUGUUUCUGUCAACAAGAGCUUAUCUGAAACGGUGUCAGGGAUGAGCCGGAGUCCACAGGGGGUGCUGUUUAAAUUUGUGACGUUUUAUUUUUUAAAUGAGACGUAAAUGUGCGGUGAAGCUCUAGUAGCCUGGACACCAGUGCCAUGCCUGUUGUGACAGACAGAGACUUCAGGUUGAUGAUUCAGCUUCGUGCUGCCAACGCCGCCAUCUUCACAGGAAAGAAGAACUCUGCUUGCCGAGGCUGGAGGGCCAUCAGUAAGGAGAUGGGACUGCUGGGACAGGUCUCACCACGGCAGCUGAAGAAGAAGUGGGACUACCUGAAGGAGAAGUACAUGGUGUUGAAGUUCCCUCCUGCAGGCAUGGAGAACAUGUCCAAACCCAGCUCCUGGCCCUGGUUCCACCUCAUGGACCAGGCCAUGACUGGUAAGCUGGCCGGUAAGAUCAUCACUCCAUCCCAGAUGGAAGAAGACGAGGAUCUGGAUGGCAGUUUUCAGACGCUCAGCCCUUCAAACAUGGAGGACGACGCCUCCAGUCUGGAGGUUCUAGAGACAGGAAGUCCUCAGGAUGAGGGACCUCUCUCUGAGGUCAAAGUAGAAGAAUCUCCUGCUUCUUUAAAUGAAGAAGAGCAUGUGUACGGUGGAAGUCCAGACUGGCCUGCUACACUCAACAUCAUCCAGACCUUACCCCCCCCACACUCUGACCCCAACACCAUGACCACAUCCUCUUCAUCUAGAACCAUGGACCAGAACACUGAGCUGGACAUGAAACAGUUGGAGGUCCAGAGGGAACCGGUCCCCCGAAAGGUCAUAAGGAACCCGAGGAUGUCCAACAGCUACAGAAUGACGGAGAGAGACUUCAGGAUGAUGAUUCAGCUUCGUGCUGCCAACGCCGCCAUCUUCACAGGAAAGAAGAACUCUGCUCGUCGAGGCUGGAGGGCCAUCAGUAAGGAGAUGGGCCUGUUGGGCCUGGUCUCACCACGGCAGCUGAAGAAGAAGUGGGACUACCUGCAGGAGAGGUACAAGUUGUUGAAGAACCCUCCAGCAGGCAUGGAAAACAUGUCCAGACCAAGUUCUUGGCGGUGGUUCCACCUGAUGGACCAGGCCUUGAGCGGUAAGCUGGCCGGGACUGGAAAGAUCCUGAGACCCUCUCAGAUGGACGAAGACGAGGAGUUGAACGUCAGCCUGCAGCCGCUCAGCCCUUCAAACACAGAGGAAGACGCUUCUGGACUGGAGAUCCUGGAGACGGGAAGUCUGCAGGGGGAGGACAGGCUGAUGGACGUCACCGAGGUUAAAGUUGGGGACAUGGACGUACCAGAAGACGGAGGAGACCAGGUGUACACCAGGUGCCACGACUGGCAGCCCGCUUUGAACCUAGACCCCACCUUACCGCUGCACUCUGACGGGGACAACAUGGCCCCCACGUCCUCCUUCUUCUCACCCAGAAACAUGGACCAUGAGACCAAUGACUUGGAGCAGAAACUGUCAGAGCUCCAGAGGGAGCGGAUGGUUCUGGACCGGGAGCAGACCGAGUUCGACAAAGAACUGAUCGCCUUAGAGAAAGACAGGGAGCUCCUGAACAGGGACAUGGUCACAGUCCAGAGAGAGAGGACGGCGCUGGACAGAGACCGAGCAGCCGUGGAGAGGGACCGGGCGCUGGUGGAGCGAGACCGGGCCUUCCUGGAGCGGGACAGAGCAGUUCUGGAGAAGGACAGGGUUGUUUUAGAGAAGGAAAGAGAGGAUCUGGAGAGGGAGAGGACCCGGUUCAGGAAAGAGAGGGAGGCGGUGGCGGCGGCGGCCAUGAUGAACGGUGAUGGGUCCAAGACCGUGAGCCCUAAAGAGGUUCUACUCCAGACCAGGUUUUUUGAGAGUCUGAGGGCUGUGGAUCUGGACCCAGACCAGCUGGAGACCAGACAGAGACUGCUGUCCUUGUUUCAGAAGCUGGUGGAGAAACUGUGACAAUCAACAGUCAAAGGGCUCAGGACAAACCCGCCUCCAUCAGUCCACCAGGUCAUUGGAACAUGUUCUCUCUUUUACUUCAUCGGUACUCGACACUUUUCUACAGGAACCAAACUUUGUUUUACACUUAAGACCCCCACCCCCAGUUCCCUGAUUUCAAGGUUCCCCCACAAUGUUCUUCUGGUCUAGCUUCUCUUCCGGUUCUCAGUGAAAGUUCUCAGCCGUGCUCUGGGGACUUGAAAUCUUGAGAUCCUUUCAUCGGUUCCAACCCAGUGCUGGAACCGAGGAAGAAUCUGACUGUUCUAGGUUCUUGACUGAUACACAUGGAGGAACCUUCCUAAGUGAAGACGUUCCACAAAGGUGUUCUUCAGAGAUGAGAACUAACAAAUCCUUCUGACACAGAUUGGGCUCUGAACAGCUGGAUGUUACGUUAUGUCAUUGAACGCAUCGUUUACCUUUGCUUUCUGAGGUUUAUAAUAAAUGAUAAGUGACUGAAGACAAACGUUCUGUUCUGUCCCGCCUAGCAGUCCACGUGGGCCCCAUGAAGGCUGAACUUAGGGUACAUCAGGAAGGGACUUAGCCAUGGGUCAUACACUGGCCCACUCUAUGGGCCAUAAGUGUGUUCUGAGUAGGAUGUGGUCACUUCCAUUUGGGCUCAUUCCAUCAGACCCAUGUAGGCUUCAUAUGUGGCCCACCCAUGGGGACGGACCUCAGUGUUUUCCAAUAGGGGCUUGGCCACAGACCCCCCCCCCCCAGGCUCACAUGGACCUGCGAACUCUGUUUUUAUUAUUUUUUAUUUACCUUUUUAUUAUUUCUGUUUUGUUUCUUUUUUACGUUUGUUUUUAUUUUAUUGGUCUUGAGUCUGUAAACAUUUAAGGUCAUUAUUUUAUUACGAAUAAAAAAGUGUUCUGA
Cynoglossus semilaevis (tongue sole) is the source of this 3057-nucleotide messenger RNA. RefSeq lists its product as uncharacterized. Gene Ontology annotation, cellular component: cytoskeleton. Lineage: Eukaryota; Metazoa; Chordata; Actinopteri; Pleuronectiformes; Cynoglossidae. The transcript has 7 exons. The record is from RefSeq and is a predicted model, not a curated record. The coding region runs from base 334 to 2145 and encodes 603 amino acids.